GGGAUUCCAGCCUCAAUCCAACGACACCUCACUCUCUUUCGUGUCUUUCGCACAAGCCCUCUCUGCCUACGUGUCUGCAACCCCUCACUAUGGCUAAAAGAAAGUACCCCGAUCCCGAUCCGGACUCCCUCGUUGAAGCCACGAACACCCCUUCGAAGCGCCGGAGGAAGACAGCAGAAAGAGGGGCACUCAGUAAUGGAGACCAUGAGGAUGCCUCUGCCGCAAGCCCCUUGACGAAUGGCACUCCCAAUCAAGAGGGGACCCCUUCGAGAAGAAAAAGAAAGCCCGCCGUCGAGGACGUUCAGACCGAAGAGGACCAAGACGAAGGCAGUCCUACCCCGAAACCCAAUGGCCGCACUCUGUUCUCUACUCCGACCCGAGGCAAAGGCAGCGCAGCAACUACCACACCAUCAAAAUCCGCACGAGCAAAGGCGGACAGGUCUGCUAAGAGGAAGAGUGCCCGACUGCUCGCUGAGGCACAGGACGCUGAUGAUGACGAUGUGGACGGACAAGACGCGCAGUUGGCUCGAGAAAUACUCGACGAGGGUGAGGAACCAGACGAGGAGGACGUCGACGGAGAUGGACUGAGCCAGGAUGUCGAAGCUGGCACACCAUCAAAGAAGAGCCCAGGCAAACGAGGGCGACCAAAGGGAGCAAAGUCCAGGAGAUCGCCCACCCCCGAGGGCGACAUCCCCCCCGAAGAACGAUACUUCUACCAAAACCGUGCUGGGCCUCCUCAGGUCUCAAGCAACAAGUUCAACUCGGUCAAAUUGCUCACGCACGAGGAAUACUUUGAACAGAUCUCGUGCUGGCGAGAUCCUCACGAACCGGAGAAAGCCUUUCUGAUGAAGUUGCACGCCCGAUCUUUCCCACAGUGGCGCUUCGAACUCGCUGAAGGAUUUGGGUUAUGUCUUUACGGCUACGGUAGUAAACAACCUCUUGCCAACCAGUUCGCCGAGUACAUGUACAAUAAAUGCCGUCCAUCUCCUCGCAUCGUCGUUGUCAAUGGCUACAUUCCGAAGCUCAAUCCGCGCACAAUCCUCAACACCAUUGCUGCGGCCGUGGCCGAAACGGAGGAUCAAGCAAUUCGCCUGACCGGUCAACCCGAAGAAAUGCUCGACACUCUGCUAUCCCACCUCACAGACAACCCUCCAUCCUCGCAGCUGCUCGUGAUGGUCAACUCCAUCGACUCCGCAUCCCUCCGCCGACCGUCGAUACAAUCCCUCCUGGCCCGCCUAGCGGCUCACCCGAACGUCUCCUUUCUCGCCACGUGCGACACCCCCACCUUUCCGGCGCUGUGGAACUCGUCCCUCCUCGACCAAUUCAAAUUCGUCUUCCACGACUGCACGACUUUCGCACCUUACACGGCCGAGAUGGGCAGCGUGGUAGACGAGGUCCACGAAUUACUGGGCAAGAAGAGGAUGCGGGCCGGCGGGAAGGAAGGCAUCGGGUUUGUGCUGAAGAGCUUGCCGGAGAACGCCAGGAACCUGUACCGCCUGCUGCUCGCUGAGAUCCUGAGCAUUUUAGAAGACGGUUUCGACGGCGAAGCCAUGCCCUACACCCACGGCGGCAGCGGCGGCGGCGGGGUGGAAGACGGAGAAGAAGACGACGACGACGGAGAAGACGGAAGACGAACGGGCCGGAAGAGAUCUCGAGGCACGGGCGACAAGACGACGUCCGCAGCGCCCACCACCACCACCACCACCAGCACGGGGCCAGCAGCAGAGGAAGUGGGCGUCGAAUACCGCACGCUCUACCGCAAGGCCGCCGAGGAGUUCAUCUGCUCGAGCAGCAUGAACUUCCAGUUCCUGCUCAAGGAGUUCCUGGACCACCAGAUGAUCACCAGCCGGCGGGACCCCGUCAGCGGCGCCGAGACGCUGGGCGUCCCCCUGGCCAAGGCGGAGAUGGAGGCUGUCUUGGAAGAGCUCAUUUGAGAUCGUCGGGCGCGGGGUUCCGCGUCCUGCCCACAGGCGCUGUUUCCCACAUCCACCAGCCACACAUACAGGGACGAUAGAGGCGGCAGUAGUGAAUCAGCUAGGUUGGCAGUGAAUGACCGCGCGAGUGGGAGGAUCGACAUACACGAGGGUGGUGCCGUGAAGGGUACGGACUAGGGGCUACGUAUCAUAUAUAUACAUCCUCAGGUACUGGUAGCCAGCUAUGUAGGCCGGUAUAACAGGC
Cladophialophora immunda is the source of this 2178-nucleotide messenger RNA. RefSeq lists its product as uncharacterized. Bases 90 to 1934 code for a protein of 614 amino acids. The transcript has a single exon. Gene Ontology annotation, molecular function: DNA replication origin binding. Gene Ontology annotation, cellular component: nuclear origin of replication recognition complex; nucleus. Lineage: Eukaryota; Fungi; Ascomycota; Eurotiomycetes; Chaetothyriales; Herpotrichiellaceae. Gene Ontology annotation, biological process: DNA replication. The record is from RefSeq and is a predicted model, not a curated record.